This is a messenger RNA of Aspergillus eucalypticola CBS 122712, 854 nucleotides long. RefSeq lists its product as uncharacterized. The transcript has a single exon. The record is from RefSeq and is a predicted model, not a curated record. Bases 234 to 806 code for a protein of 190 amino acids. NCBI's taxonomy places the organism in Eukaryota, Fungi, Ascomycota, Eurotiomycetes, Eurotiales, Aspergillaceae.
CCGACGGGGGUGGGAUCGGAAUGGGAAGGAAAAGGAUGAAUCACAAUUCAGGUUCUAACAACCAAAACGGGUAUCAAGCAAGAAGGGAGGGGGAGGUGCACAGAUGAAGAAGAAAGAAAGCAGAUUGGAAGGAAAUGAAGAGGGAGGGGGAGGGCGCGGAAGUGGGAAAGGAUAAAAAAAGGCAGGACUAAGGAAGGAAAAAGGAAAAAGAAAAAAAAUAAGGGAAGAAGGAAAUGAAUCCAAGUCAAGAAAAAAAAGGAAGAGGAAGAGGAAGUGGAAGGGGAAAACGAGAAUGGGAUGAGGGAUCAACAAAACGGCGUUGGGUCUGUUGGCAGCACCAGCAGCAAAAAGCUUUAGACUGGAUUUGGGGAGGGGAGGAGGAGGAGAAGAGAAGGAAGAGAGAGGGAAAAGGAAGGGAAGAGCAAGAAAGAGAUGAUGAAAAGGGAAUGGAUGGAAUUCCUCUGGCCGAAUUCAGGCAAGCAACAGAGCCAGUCAGCGCCUCUUUUCAGCUGCUUUGGUGUGGAUGGAUGACUGACUUUUGGAGGGGCGGAGAGAGAGAGAGCAGCAGAAGAGCAGCCAAAGAGCUGAGCAACAAGUCAGUAGUCAAGAGUCAAGAAUCAGAAGUGGGAAUUUCCCUUUUCUUCACACCUUCUUUUCUUUCUCUCUCUUUUUUUCCCCAGGCACCGAUUUCAAAGGGACUCGACCUCGAGGAGCUACUACUAGUUAAGUUACCAGCUUAUACUGACAUACCGUUGGGGGAAAAUCAAGAUACACAUGCAUUCUGUUCAUAUUCUAUACCUAUUUAGAUCCAGUUGAGCACUAUUCUAAUAUUUACUGUAGACCUCAAUUUUCUU